Colletotrichum godetiae is the source of this 1145-nucleotide messenger RNA. RefSeq lists its product as uncharacterized. The transcript has a single exon. The record is from RefSeq and is a predicted model, not a curated record. Lineage: Eukaryota; Fungi; Ascomycota; Sordariomycetes; Glomerellales; Glomerellaceae. Bases 383 to 694 code for a protein of 103 amino acids.
AUCAUAUCAUUGGCGAAGUAAGGUAAGCCCAUUUGAUGAUUGAUAACCAAACGCGGAACAUCAGUAAGCAAAAGCUUUUAGAAUCCCGGUUUUCGCGCCGCUCUGAUCCCUCGUUUAAUCGAUUUACUGUUACGAGUUCUUCUUCCAGUCGGCACGCAUACACACACACACCCCACGAGUUAGAUCCUUUUUUCGAGGGUCCUGUGGGAGAAGAGGAAACGUCAAGUUUGAGGCGGGACACACUCUCUAGACACACACACACACACACACACACACACACACACACACACACACACAUCCAUAUACUAACAACCACACAAACACAAAAGACCAAGCACAAAGGGGGCGUGUCUGCGAAACAGGUUGGUUUGUUUCCCGAUUGAUGGGACGAAGUAAUCCCAUUCAUCGCCUUCCCUCGUCCUUCUUAUUUUUGGAUAUUGUGGCUUCUUAUUCUCUCCCCCCCCCUUUGUGUAACCAGCGAAAAAAGGGUCAAAGUUACACAAGCUUUAAAUUUUUGCUUUUAUUUUAUUGUUCUUCCCUCUUCCCGCCGUGGCGCCCGCCGUGCGCUCAUGAGCGGAACCGGGCGCGCAACGAAGAGAGACAGAUACUCGGGAACGACGCCGACGACGACAGAUGGAGCGCUCACACGGGGACUUGGGUAGCUUUAGACCAGCGGGCUUGCUUUCUUAUCUAGGUAGUCGGCAGCUGAAUCUUAACUCUACGCGUUCCUUGUGAGAUUUCAGUGUACAGCGAAGCUUGAACCCGAGAGAUUUCGGCUGAUCGGCUUAUUCGUAUCUCCUUCAGUACUCGUCCGUCGUCAGAAGGGGGACGGCGCGCGUGCCCUAGUAAUUCCACCGUGAUAAGCUCGGUAAACACUUGAAGAGUGUAGUAAUACGAGAGACACUCUGGUGACUUGACUCUCCUCGGGCCAGCCCACCCGAGUCCCGGACGAACUAAAAGAUUUACUUCCCGAUGAGGCUGUCGGCGAGGACAAGACAGCCCUUCUUAGAUUGAUGGCGACAACACGGGUUCAGCAAGCCUAUCGCGUCCAGCUGCUGUCAAGAGGGCGGACCACGAUAUUGAUCUUGGGGUGCACGGCAUGAUGCAUCGUUUGAAACCGAAAGUCUGCGAGACGUACCUUGGGU